AUGAUAACAGCAGCCGUGGCUGCAGCCAUGGAACAAGCCGCUUCCAAGUCGCUCCAAACAAACCCUGAGGUUCCCAGGCCCACCUCUAAACGGGUUCAUUAUAAGGCGGACUCCGAAGACUCUGACUCUUCCAGGGAACACUCCCAACGGCGAAAACGCCAUUGGAAGGGCAAUGUAACCCCACGCAAGGCUAAAGGGAAAGCCCCUGCUGAUCGCAGGAAAGCCACGGUUCGUGCUACCCACGAUGCCACACAACUUUCCUCAGGUGAGGAAGAUGUAGAACCCACUCAGGCACUAGCUGUGCUGGAUGAAUGGCAGGCGGCAGCCUCUGACCAGGGGGACUCCGACAGGGAUUCCACGGCCAACUCUGACCCUUACUUCAUAAGGGAACAGGGUCUGGGUGAGCCCCAGAACUCCAUGGCAACAUCCAUUGAUAACCCACAGGAGGGCUCGGAGAUUUUCCUCGACAAUUCGGGCCUCCAAAUGUUCGACCCAAGAAACAUCCGGCACCCCCGUUCGGAAGAAUGGUCACCACCUGAGCAUUUGGCAAGGUUUAUGCACUUCUGGCUCAGAAAACCGCUAGACAAGGAAGUAAGAAACCGGAUGAGAUCCGAAUGCCCUCGCCCUAGUCUACCGGACAAAGUGACGCACACCCCCGAGUUUGACCCGCUCAUGACUACGUUCAUGUCCCGAGGGGGUCGGGAUCCGCGCAAGGGCAUAGAGCGCGGCUUUAAAGGAGCGCAAGAUAAGCUGCUAGAUGCCAUUGGGCCACUAGCCAGAAUUAUGGAUAUGGCGGAUGAAGCCUAUGAGAGGGCUGACACUUUUACCCCAGAUACGGUGCGUGAAUGGGCACGAGAUACCCGUGAAUGGGCACAAAGGUGUUUCUGUUUCUUAGGGAACACCAACGUAGCCCUCUCUUCGGAGAGGCGCCGAGCAGCACUUUACCGUAUCGACGAAAAACUGGUCGAACUGGGGGAUAAGGAAUUAGGACCCUUAGCACAGGGUAAAUUAUUUGGAGAGGCCUUCCUUAAGGAAUUAAAUAAAAGGGUCAACAUAUUCACGUCCCUUAACAAGGCACAAUCUUCAAUGCGGAAAGUCUUCCGCGGUUCCCACACCCGUGGUGUUUUUGGAAGGGCUGGACGGCAGAGGGGCCGUGCCGCCAGCCGUUUUUGGCCAUCCGGCCCCCGUACAACAAGGACUCAGAUGUUCUACCCAGACUCAUCUAGUCGAAAUAGAUUCGGCCACUUCAGGGGAUCUGAUCGUGGCCGAGGCACCCGAGGACGCUCACGAGCAAGAUUCUCCAACGGUAAGUCGGAAUCUUACUCUUCCUCUAACCCCCUGUCAUAUCGCAGGUCGUGUUUCUCUUUUUUUUUCCAGAACUGGAAAGAACUAUCUUCAGAUGCGUGGAUAAUCCAAAUGGUGCAGGGCUAUCGAAUAGAGUUCGACUCGACCCCGCUCCAGCUGACCCCUCCACGUCCAAUCCAGACUACACGAGCAGAUGCCUGCCUCAUAGACGCGGAACUCCGAGAACUCCGCUCCAAGGGUGCCAUUCAACCGGCUCCGGAUGCCACCGGUUUCUACAGCAAUAUCUUCCUGGUCAGGAAGAAAACAGGCGAAUUUCGCCCCGUUAUCAAUCUCAGGGAGCUCAAUUCGCACGUAGUAUAUCGACACUUCAAAAUGGAAGGUAUACAUCUCCUCCGGGACUUGCUUCGACGCGACGACUGGUUCACUCGUCUGGACCUCAAAGAUGCGUACCUUACCAUUCCGGUACACAGAAGCAGCCGUCCCUACCUCCGCUUCUUCUGGCACGGGAUCCCUUGGCAGUUCACCUGUCUCCCGUUUGGCCUCAGCUCGGCCCCGUGGUGUUUUACCAAGAUUAUGAAGCCGGUAGUGGCAAAAAUCAGAUCCCAAGGUAUAAGAUGCAUCAUCUACCUCGACGAUAUCCUGAUCUUCGACGAGGAUGCAGACACUUUGCGGAGACAUACGGCAUAUGCACUACACCUUUUGGACUCUCUGGGUUUCGUCGUCAACCAUCCCAAGUCCGCAUUGACCCCGGCUCAAUCAGUUCAAUUCCUCGGAUUCGUAAUAGACUCCACAUCAUGCACUCUUCACCUCCCGGCUACCAAAAUUACGGCAAUCCGCAGGGAGAUCCGGAAAGUCCUUCGUCGGACUACCAUACCCCUACGAUUACUGGCACGGAUCGUAGGCCUUCUCUCCGCGUCCAUCCAGGCCAUUUUUCCCGGGCCCCUGCACUACAGGGCCAUGCAACGCCUCAAGGCAAGUUUCCUUCGCAGACAACCGACAUACGACCAACCGGUUCCAAUGUCGGUCGAAGUUCGGGAAGAACUACACUGGUGGCUGAAUUGCAUGCAGGCUUGGAAUGGCAGGGCCAUAUUCGGGAACCAGCCAGACUUCGUGCUGGAAUCGGAUGCCAGCCGUUCAGGCUGGGGGGCAACAGACGGAACCACGUCCACAGGAGGAGUCUGGACUUCCGAAGAGCUCUCGAUGCACAUAAAUUGCCUGGAACUCUUGGCCGGGUCCUUCGCCAUUCGCAGCCUGGCAAAGGACCGAUCCAACUGCUGCAUCCUACUCCGCAUGGACAACGUCUCAGCGGUCAGAUACAUCAACCGCCUUGGAGGCACUCGUUCUCGAACACUGGCAGAUCUCACGAAAGAGAUCUUCGACUACUGCCUACCACGCAACAUCACCUUGCUGGCAGAGCACUUACCAGGAGACUCCAAUACGACGGCGGAUUGGUACUCACGCCACUGGCGGGACGCCAGCGAUUGGCAGCUAGACCCUCACAUUUUCGCACUACUGGAUGCACAGAGGGGACCUCUCUACCUAGACCUUUUCGCGUCCCGCAACAAUCGACAGACAGAAGUUUUCUUCAGCUGGCUCCCAGACCCGGAGAGCCUCGCAACGGACGCUUUUCUCCAACAAUGGCCAAGGGACGGCGCCUACGCAUUCCCUCCUUUCGCAAUGAUAACGAGGGUCCUUCACCGGAUCCGUCUACAGGGAGUGAGAAUAAUUCUCAUCACGCCGCUCUGGCAGAGCCAGCCAUGGUUUUCGGACCUUCUGGAACUCUCAAUCAACGACCCCCUCCUCCUACCAGAUGCCCCAACCAUCCUCAGGAAUCCAUUGGGCCUUCCUCACCCACUAGUCCUGCAGGAACGCUUGCCCCUUGUGGCCUGGACUCUUUCCGGGGUUCCUGGAGAACCGAAGAAUUAUCGCAGGAAACUAAGGACCUGCUAUGGGAUUCAUGGGCACCAGGAACUAGGAGGUGCUACUUAUCAGCAUGGCACUCCUGGACAAGUUGGUGUGUGGGACGGGACCUCAAUCCCUUUACUGCACCUACUCACUCCAUCAUGAAUUUCUUAACUUCACUUUUCACCGCAGGAAAGUCAUACCGUUCCAUCAAUGUGGUACGGUCAGCCAUCUCAGCGGCUCAUACUCCGAUACAGGGGAUUCCUGUUGGUAAGGACCCGCUCAUCUGCAGACUUCUCCGCGGUAUGCGCCUACGGCGCCCCCCGGAACCUAAAUAUUCUAGUCUCUGGGACGUUGGCGUGGUCCUUCAAUUUUUACGUAAUUGGCCUCCCAACGAGAAACUAUCACUCCGCCAGCUUACCGCAAAAUUCACCCUCCUGCUCUGUCUGGUUUCCUUUCGACGGGUAGCGGACGUACGCGCCUUUGAUGCCAACGCGUUUACUUUCUGUCCAGCGGGUGUCACCUUUCAGAUCUCACGUCGCACUAAGUCCAACUCUCUCUCGGCCUUCUACCCUUUCUUCCCUUCUGACCCUCAACUCUGCGUGGUCUCAACCCUCCGUCACUACGUGGAAGCCACCGCGACGUUGCGGCAACCUUCCACUCAUCAACUUCUCAUCUCUUACGUCCGCCCUUAUGGUCCGGUCUCGGUUACUACACUGGCCAGAUGGGUUAGGUGGCUACUAUCCCUUGCCGGUAUUGACCAAACCUUUGGAGCACACUCCGUUCGUGGGGCAGCGGCCUCUUCCGAUUAUGCGGCAGGCGCUUCCCUCUCGGACAUUUUACGAGCAGCGGACUGGACCAGAGAAUCUACCUUUAGGACAUUCUACUUUCGUCCUCUUGAUAAUCCGGCAUUUGCUUUUCUUUCUCAGCGUUGAAAUUGCAAAAUACGAAGCCUCCUGUCAUGUGAUAAAAUUGAAGAUUAUGCUAGCUUUAGUGUACAGAUAAUCUUAAUUUUAAUAAUGACAGGAGGCGAGUAUUUUCCCUCCCUGUUCUCUUUCGUUCUUCCCUCCCUUUUAUUUUCACUUCUACCUACUACACUUUGCUCUCUCAUAUGUUGGUAUAAUACCUGACACGAUAGCUCUUGUUUAACUGCCUUAUUUACAUCAUAGAGAUAUAUAUAUAUUGUUUGGGUGGGAUACUUAUUUAACACCGCUAGGGAGGACGUUUAGUUAAUUUUAUUCUCAUGUUACUAGACGUUAUUAAAGUUGAAUUACGGGACAGACAUCCUUUGUUUUAUACAAUCACUUCUGGACACUAACGCACCUUAUACUCUCGUUUCAGCUUAACCAGGAGCUACACGGAAUCAUUAAAGUCUCCAUGCAAGAUGUCAUCAUCAUCGCAUCAGGAGAUUCAUCAUCAGGUCUUCGUAGACCAUCGUUUGACAAGGACACGUCUUCAUCUGCAUUCUACCUGUUCCGGUUCAGUUUAUUCUGAUUAAGUUUCCAGUUUCUUGUUCUAUGGACUUCUCAGCUGUUCGGUUAUUUUUUCUACUUUUAUGGUCUUGUGAUGUCGCAAGUUUAAAAGAGGAAAUGAUGUCAUAGGUCUCACCUCUUAUACCCUAUUCUACGUUGUGAUUGGUUAAAAGUUUUGUCACUCAUUUCUUUGCUGCUAUGGAGAUAGUAAAGAAAGAUUAUGCAAAAUACUCGCCUCCUGUCAUUAUUAAAAUUAAGAUUAUCUGUACACUAAAGCUAGCAUAAUCUUCAAUUCUUCACCGAUAGUAAAUGGCUUUUUAGCCUUAGCAAUGCUGUUAGCCACCAAAUAUGAUGCUCUCAGUGCAUUCUCCCUUAUUGAUGUGGUGGCCUUCAUAAAUUUCUUCUGUGCUUCGUGCUCCCGUUUUUUUCUUUCAAAAUACCCCAGGGGCUUGUCUUUUAUGCCAGGGUGCUUGGCGGUCAAGUGGCGAAGCAGUUUUGAAGGUUUCAUUGCCUCAUUAGAGAGCUUCUCGCCGCAAACUAUGCAGAGCGGUUUUGGUGCGUGGGAAUCACCUGUCCCGAUAAAUCCAUAUUUCAAAUAGGACUCAUGGUAUUGUCUGUUAAAAGUUGCAUGUUUCUUUGAUGGUGAAGGCUCUUCUUCUGUCUGUUCACUGGGCCUUUUUUUCUUCCCAAGGAAACUUUCUAAUGAUGUCUGUUUCAUACUCAUUUUUGCUAAUUUGUGGGUUAAAGCAGACACAAUAACACGUCAGUACACACAUGAGUACCGGUGAACAGAUAGAAGAGCUAGAAGAGCUAGAAGAUACCUUCUUUUUCUCUUCACUCCAUGCUGCUUGCAGCCGCUCAGCUCCAGACGUCACCUAAAUCCGAAUGUAAAUCCAAAAACUAUCAGCGCAAAAAUGUGAUCAGUGUUAUAAAUAUAUGA
This is a messenger RNA of Pelobates cultripes (western spadefoot toad), 5619 nucleotides long. The record is from the annotation of a GenBank genome assembly. NCBI's taxonomy places the organism in Eukaryota, Metazoa, Chordata, Amphibia, Anura, Pelobatidae.